CCACCACUCCUUCGCUUACUCUUGGAUAUAACAAAUGACCCUACGUGCAACCUUACAACCCCUCAAAGGCCACAGCACACAAUAAAGUAACAUUUACACUUCUAUAUGUUAUUCUUGAAUUGCUUCUCUUCCCCUUCAUCGCUCACCUAUAUCACCUUUUCCAAUUUCUGAUUGGCUUGGAACGCGAUUUGUCCCGAUUAAGCGUAACACCACAGCCACCAAAUUUCGUCCAUCACUGAGAGAGAAACUGUCAUUUUUGCCGGCAAGCAAGCGCUGAGUAAUUCUAGCUCGUUUUAUGUGACAUAGCCGCGCUCCUUACGGCAACACGAUCCAUUAUGGCACCUUCAGAGACAGCCAUUCUGAGCAAUUUCCUCUUGACCCCAGCUCCCUUGCCAACGAUCAUCUCGUUGCAGCAAUUCACUGAGUUCUUUCCAAAGAGACUACGCUCUCAUCCGCACAUCAGGGUUCUCUAUCGUGAGCUACAAGAGAUUCGCGAGCAAGACAUGGACCUAGUCAAUGAGAACAUUGACAAGGAAGCAGUUCAGGGCGAACGCCAGAAGGCAGAGCUCCGUAAAUCCCUGAUGAAGACAGGCAUUGAUGGCAUCAGCUCAGCUGAGCAGCGCGAGAUGGACAUGGAUGUUGAGCUGUUUGGGCAGACGACUUCUACGUCUAAUUAUCACUCAGUAUCGAGUCUCCUCGCGGCCAUGCAGACGGCAUGCUCCAAUGUGGAACACGAGGUGACCGAAGUCGACAAGGAAGCAAGCUCACUCCUGUCCGAUCUCAAUGGCCUGGUGGGUGACUUGAGUGAUCUGCGGUACGGCAAGAUGCAAGGCCCUGUAGGCAUGACAGGCGAGGAGGGCGUCAACGAGGCCAUACGGGGUCUUCAGAACCUUGAGAAUGCCUGCUACCGCAACAGCUGAAUGAUCUCAAUGGCAUAAUCUCCGUCUUCAGUGUAUCUGUCAGUUUCCAUUCUUACUUCAGAUCACUACAUAGCCGGUUGACUUAAUGAUCCGCCAACAUAACCGCGCGCCGUCUAUGAUCAGCCAUGGCGCUAGUCAACCUCUGAAUCAGGAUCCGCUAGCGCAUUGCGUUAUUAUGCAGGAAUACUGUGUCUUGAAGACACAUUACUGUUGAAAUUGCGCGAAGGAGAGGCUACUCGAAUCGCACUCUUUCUGCAUAGCCAUUCAGGAAAACCUCGCUAUUUUCGGCUCACAAACCCGGCCAGGUGGGCCAGGUCGAUCCAUCAUGGACAGCACCAGCCAUACCACUUCAGGUCGCUUUGUACCAAGAGCACUCAGCCUAAGUAGGGGCACGACUGAGCAGCUUAUGGAUUCUGACAUAGUGUGGGCACAUUUUCGCC
Molecule: messenger RNA, 1360 nt
Organism: Aspergillus japonicus CBS 114.51
Lineage: Eukaryota; Fungi; Ascomycota; Eurotiomycetes; Eurotiales; Aspergillaceae
Product: Cnl2/NKP2 family protein
Exons: 1
Coding region: 336-920 (194 amino acids)
Biological process (GO): chromosome segregation
Cellular component (GO): Mis6-Sim4 complex; kinetochore
Source: RefSeq, a predicted model, not a curated record